Syngnathoides biaculeatus (alligator pipefish) is the source of this 2357-nucleotide messenger RNA. It is a transcript of the gene nadka, whose product is annotated as NAD kinase a. Gene Ontology annotation, molecular function: NAD+ kinase activity. The record is from RefSeq and is a predicted model, not a curated record. Bases 161 to 1426 code for a protein of 421 amino acids. The transcript is spliced from 12 exons. Gene Ontology annotation, biological process: NAD+ metabolic process; NADP+ biosynthetic process. NCBI's taxonomy places the organism in Eukaryota, Metazoa, Chordata, Actinopteri, Syngnathiformes, Syngnathidae.
AUACGCGUCGUCUGAUAGGCUGGCGCCUACCCGGAAGUCGCGGUCGUUAAUAGUUGCCAAAGUUAAGAUGGUGAGCUGGUAAUAUUCAUCCAUUCAGGCUUAAAGUUCUCGACAGUAAAAUACGACCCGAAUUCGUGUCGCCGACUAUAACAUUGCUUGGAUGGACGGCGGGGAAGAGGUGCGGGUGAAGGCGUCCCCUUACUGCUGGUCUGCUCGCGAUGGAGGGAACCUCACCGGACCCCGCCUGGGCCGGCGCAACAAGAAGUCCCGCAGUCUGAGCACUUCCUCAGCCAGCAGCUCCUCUGACUACAGGAGGACCCAGUCGCUACAUGGACCAAGCCCUGUGACUACAUUUGGUCCAAAGGCAUGCAUGGUACAGAAUCCACACGCAGUCAUGCACAUUCAGGACCCCGCCACCCAGCGGCUAACGUGGAACACCCCUCCCAAGAGUGUCCUCGUAAUUAAGAAGAUCCGAGACGCCACCUUGCUUCAGCCUUUCAAGGAGCUCUGCAUUUUCCUCACUGAGGUCAAAAACAUGAUUGUUUAUGUGGAGAAGAAGGUCCUGGAGGACCCGGCCAUUUCUGGCGAUGACAACUUUGGGACUCUUACCAAGAAGUUCUGCACUUUCAGAGAAGAUCUUGAUGACAUAUCCAACCGUGUGGACUUCAUCAUCUGUCUCGGCGGAGAUGGAACUUUGCUGUAUGCGUCUUCGCUCUUCCAGGAGAGCGUUCCGCCAGUGAUGGCCUUCCAUUUGGGCUCUCUCGGCUUCCUGACGCCUUUCAAGUUUGAUACCUAUCAGUCUCAGGUCUCCCAAAUUAUUGAAGGUGAUGCAGCCAUUGUACUGCGCAGUCGCUUGAAAGUGUGUGUGCACCGCGAGAGGGAAAAGGGUGUCAUUCUGACCAAUGGCGAAGUGGACAGGAAAGCCACAAACUAUCAGGUUCUGAAUGAGGUGGUGGUGGACAGAGGGCCUUCUUCCUACCUUUCUAACGUGGACCUCUUCUUGGACGGGCACCUUAUCACCACAGUGCAGGGGGAUGGCGUGAUUGUGUCCACGCCCACUGGCAGUACAGCAUACGCAGUGGCCGCAGGAGCCUCCAUGAUACACCCCAACGUGCCGGCCAUCAUGAUUACGCCCAUCUGCCCUCACUCCCUUUCAUUCAGACCCAUCGUGGUGCCAGCCGGAGUUGAGUUGAAGAUCAUGCUGUCACGUGACGCCAGAAACACGGCGUGGGUGUCGUUCGACGGGCGACGCCGACAGGAGAUCUGUCACGGAGACAGUAUUGCCAUCACAACUUCCUGCUUCCCCGUUCCUUGCAUCUGCUUCCACAACCCUGUCAACGACUGGUUCGAGAGCCUGGCCCAGUGUUUGCACUGGAACGUGAGGAAGAAGCAGAACUACCUCAGCCUGGAGGAGGACGAGUUCUGAGGCGCUUGGUCUUUAUUUUGCCGUCACCUUGCUCUUUCUAACAUUCCCGUUUUUUUUUUUUAAUGGUUGAAGGCCUCGAGGGCCGUUGGGAAAAACUUCUUACGGAGAAAACCAGCACCGUUUUUUUUUUUUGGGGGGGGGGGUUGUAUCGCAUCAGAAUGGGACAGCAGAAGUUUGAGAAAUGAAAAAGAUGUUCGUCUAAAAAAAAAAAAAAUUCAAAUGGACUACGGCUCACAGUUGGUGCUGGAUCAUCCUUUUAUUUCUUUGUCAUCCCAAGGCGUUAAAUCAACAUUUUUGGGGUGUCCCUGCGCAAACGUGCCCCACUUCAAAGGUUUAUUAUCAUAAUACUACACCGACGGGGUGUCGUCUGAUCGGUUUAUUUGUUUUUACCACCCGUACGUUCCUUUUUUCUUUCGAGGUGAGGGUGUUGCACUUUAGUGGCCAAAUCUCGUGUUGUCGCAUCUUUGUGAAUUUGCGUAAAGAAAGCGAGUCAACAUCGCAACGUGUGCCUUACGUUAACGUCGACCAUUGACACUGGAAUGAGUUGGGGGGGGCGGGGGGGGGAGUACUUUUCCAGUUUUACACCACGGCUGCUUUAUUUUUAAAAACAAAUGCAUCAAUCUGUCUAUUUUCACAGUAGCCAUUCCCACGUCCGUAGUUUGUUACUCACGUGCAGCCUAUAUAUUUUUUAAUGAUAAAUACAGGUUGUUGUUGUUUCUUAUUGUGAAGACUCCCAAGCCAUAGUGAAAGCAGCCAUGUGGCCUAACCUGACGCUAUCUCGUCGCCGCGGCAAAAAUUCCGAGUGAAUAUGUUGCAUUGGAAGGAAAAGAUGAGCAAAGAGGACCAAUUGAGCUCUUAAACGCAAUGUACUGUAUAUAUGUGCCGCUUUAAUAUGUAUUUUUUAAAAAAAAAAAAAAAAAAACGUUUUAUU